Zophobas morio is the source of this 1207-nucleotide messenger RNA. Its product is annotated as alpha-tocopherol transfer protein-like. NCBI's taxonomy places the organism in Eukaryota, Metazoa, Arthropoda, Insecta, Coleoptera, Tenebrionidae. Gene Ontology annotation, molecular function: phosphatidylinositol bisphosphate binding. The transcript has 6 exons. The coding region runs from base 91 to 1098 and encodes 335 amino acids. The record is from RefSeq and is a predicted model, not a curated record. Gene Ontology annotation, cellular component: membrane.
GGUAAGUUAAGAUCAGUGUGCUUCCAGCGCCCUGCUACUUAAGAUAAAUAGUGUAAAGAUUUUAUUUGGGAAAAAUCCCCAUCCACCACCAUGUCAGGCCGCAAAUGGGUAACAGAACCAGAUGAGUACGUGUGCACACUCUCUGAAGAACUCCAAAUCAUGGCUAAGGAGGAGCUGCGCGAGGAGAAGCAUAGUCGAGAAACCGCGCUGGCCUCCAUGCGUGAAUGGAUCAGACAAAAUCCUCGUAUUAAAAAUUGCAGAAUGGAUGCACGUUUUUUGCUACGAUUUUUACGAUUCAAAAAGUUUAGCGUUACUCUUGCCUGUGAAGCUUUGGAAAGAUACGUACUUCUGCGUCAAACUUUUGGAGUGGCUUUUAAUUGCCUAGAUAUUACUAUACCAAUGAUGGAAGAUCUCACCAACAGAGGAUAUCUGUUUGCUUGCCCUAAGAGAGACAGUAAAGGGAGGAGAGUUAUAAUUGCUCGUCCAGGAGUGUUUGAUCUCGAACAAUUUACACAAGGUGAUAUGUGUAGAAUCCACGGAAUAGUCUACGAAACAUUAAUGGAAGAUGAAGAAAAUCAGAUUCGAGGUUUUGUGCAUUUUGCCGAUGGUCAAGGUGUCGGAUUCUCGUACCUUACUCUAUUUACCAUUAAAGAAGCAGUACGUAUUGUGAAAAAUGGAGAGAAAACAUUACCCAUGAGACACAAAGAAGUUCAUGCUAUUAACGUCCACCCUUCUAUGAAAUUUGCCCUUGACUUUGGAAUGUCGUUAAUUUCCGACAAAAUUAAAAAACGUGUUAGAAUAUACACAAAUCUUGAAGAAGCCAUCGUCUGCGGAUACUUGGAAAAAGAUGUUCUACCUAAAGAGUAUGGAGGGGAAGUACCAAUGGCCGAAAUGAUAGAAUCGUGGAAAAAGGAGCUAAAAAUAUCUCAUCCUAUUUUGAUGUCCCACGACCGCAUGGAAGUUGAAGAAAAUUUAUUCAGUGCAAAAGCGAAAGAAGGCGCAGUUUCUGCUCUAAAAAGAGGCGGCAUCAACUGUGGAUCUGAAGGGGAUUCUUUGUGCGGAAUAACAGGAAAUUUCAGAAAACUGGAAGUUGAUUAAUUUGUUUAAUUAAGUUGAUGUUUAAAGUAUUACAUUUAGGACUGAAAACACGGUAAUUAUAGAAACGUAUAUUUUUGAUACAAAAUAAAAUAAAUUUUAAUUAAUAAUA